Molecule: messenger RNA, 6398 nt
Organism: Mauremys reevesii (Reeves's turtle)
Lineage: Eukaryota; Metazoa; Chordata; Testudines; Geoemydidae
Gene: DGKQ
Product: diacylglycerol kinase theta
Exons: 23
Biological process (GO): lipid phosphorylation; diacylglycerol metabolic process; intracellular signal transduction
Molecular function (GO): ATP-dependent diacylglycerol kinase activity
Source: RefSeq, a predicted model, not a curated record
GCUCGGCAGCCGCGGGGCAGCCCGGCCUCCAGCCCGCAGCUGGGCGGCAGGAGCCGCUCGCAGCCGCCGCCGCCGCCGGCUCCGCUCAGCGCGCCCGGGCACGGCUUCCGCAGGGUGACCCUGAGCAAGCCCAGCUUCUGCCACUGCUGCACCGACUUCAUCUGGGGGCUGGCGGGCUACCAGUGCGAGGUUUGCAACUUUUUGUCUCAUGAAAAGUGCCUCAAGCAUGUGAAGAUACCAUGCUCGUGUAUUGCGUCAAGUCUCGUCAGGAUUCCAGUUGCACAUUGUUUUGGACCUCCAGGACAUUACAAAAGAAAGUUUUGCACCGUGUGCAGAAAGCAGUUAGAGUCCCUUGCAUUUCGAUGUGAAGUGUGUGAACUACACGUGCAUACAGAUUGUCUCCCGUUUGCUUGCAGCGAUUGUCGUCAGUGCCAUCAAGAUGGGCAUCAGGAUCAUGAUACAUACCAUCAUCAUUGGAGGGAGGGAAAUCUCUCGUCCAGUGCUCGCUGUGAGGUCUGCAAGAAAACCUGUGGUUCUUCGGAGGUGCUGUCUGGCAUGAGGUGUGAGUGGUGUGGCAUUCUGGCUCAUGCUUCUUGCUACAUUAUUGUACCACCAGAAUGUACUUUUGGAAGAUUAAGGAACAUGAUUCUUCCUCCGAAUUGUGUGCGGUUAGUUUCUCGCAAUUUCAGCAAAAUGCACUGUUUUCGAAUAUCAGAGAGCCUGCAAACAGAACCAGAUGAAGAUGAGGAUGUUGAUGGCUUAACACAAGGGUCAGUGAAAGAUGCCCAAAUUUCAGCAGAUUCAAGUAAACAAACAUUAAAGAUAUUUGAUGGGAAUGAUGCAGUAAAACGCAAUCAAUUUCGACUGAUUUCUGUUCCAAGGAUUGCAAAAAGUGAAGAGGUUGUGGAGGCAGCGCUGAGGGCAUACUACGUAAAUGAUGAUCAGCAGCACUAUGAGCUCCAGACAUUUUCUCAGCAGACCUUGUUUUCUGAUGACAUCAUCAACAGGAAUGAUGCCCCUGAAGAAACCAACCCAGGGCCAGUGUUCAGAGAGGCGGUUCCUGAAGCUUGGAUCAUCAGAGCCAAAUCUAAGGAUCACGAAGUAAUAAGAAUUUAUCCCGGUUGGCUGAAAGUGGGAAUGGCAUAUAUCUCUCUGCGAAUAGAUAAGGAAAGCACCACCCAGACAGUAAUUAAAGAAGUUCUCCCGCUAUUAGGACGGCAGACGGAAUGCCUCCAGAAUUUCAAACUUCUAGAAGUACUUAUGGGCAGUAAGCAAGUUCAGCGAAUGGUGCUGGAUGACCAGGAGAUGAUCCUUAGCAGACUUAGGGACAUAAGAAAGACUUCAAUACGUCAGAUGAAUCAAACAAGAUUUUACAUUAUAGAAAAUAAUAAAUCUGUCGUGCGGGUAAAUUUGUUUGUGGGUGGCUUGCCACCUCAGCUCUCUGCUGAAGAAUACACUAACAUCCUCAAGGAUGACUUAGCUAUCAAAACAAAUCUGCUUUCUUUGAGUCAUGUUUACUCAAUGCAAGGUGCUGUUGUACUUGAAAUGUCUUGUUUUUCUGAAGCUGAAAGAAUAUAUAUGCUAGCUAAAGAUACAACGGUCAAUGACAAACAGCUUACUGCCGCUGUGAUUCCUGAAGUUCUGCAUACCAAGCUACCACAGAACUGCUGUCCACUACUUGUCUUUGUGAAUCCCAAAAGUGGAGGUUUGAAAGGCCGAGAUCUACUCUACAGUUUUAGAAAACUGCUAAAUCCUCAUCAGGUCUUUGAACUCACUAAUGGAGGUCCACUGCCUGGAUUUCAUACAUUCUCUCAAGUUCCCUAUUUCCGAGUGCUGGUGUGCGGCGGCGACGGCACAGUUGGUUGGGUCCUUGGUGCGCUGGAAGAAAUCAGACACAGGCUCGUCUGCUCAGAGCCCUCUGUAGCCAUCUUACCCUUAGGAACAGGUAAUGAUUUAGGGAGGGUGCUUCGCUGGGGAGCUGGUUAUAGUGGGGAAGAUCCCUACUCUGUUCUGAUAUCUGUAGAUGAAGCUGAUGAGGUACUUAUGGAUCGCUGGACCAUCCUUUUAGAUGCUCAGGAGGCUGUUGAAAGUGCAGAGAAUGGUAUUUUGGAACCUGAGCCUCCAAAGAUUAUACAAAUGAACAACUAUUGUGGCCUUGGAAUUGAUGCAGAAUUGAGCUUGGGCUUUCACCACGCUAGAGAAGAAGAACCAGGCAAAUUUAAUAGCAGGUUUCACAACAAAGGAGUAUAUGUAAAAGUUGGACUGCAGAGGAUAAAUCACACCAGAAACCUUCAUAAAGAGAUAAAACUUCAAGUGGACCAGCAUGAAGUUGAGUUACCAAGUAUCGAGGGACUCAUUUUCAUUAAUAUCCCCAGUUGGGGGUCUGGAGCUGAUCUCUGGGGAUCUGACCAUGAUAAUCGAUUUGAGAAACCAAGAAUCGAUGAUGGCUUACUGGAAGUCGUGGGGGUGACCGGUGUUGUGCACAUGGGUCAAGUACAGGGCGGUCUGCGAUCAGGGAUCCGCAUAGCCCAAGGAUCUUACUUUCGUGUUACGCUUCUGAAACCAAUACCCGUUCAAGUAGACGGAGAGCCCUGGAUCCAGCCACCAGGCCAGAUUAUCAUUUCUGUUGCUGGACCAAAGGUCCACAUGUUGAAAAAAUCCAAACAGAAGCAGAAAAAAACUGGAAGCUUGAAAGAGACAAGACCAGAUAGUGUAUCAAUCACUGAAGUGGGACAUUAAAUUGAGCAGCCCUUUACAGAACAAAAGCAGCCCAGCUACUGUAGAUGAAAGGAGCCUGCACUGUACAGCUGUGUGCAGGGGUUUGGUAAAGAAGGGUUCCUAAUGAGCCUGCCCUUUAUUCCACUGUAGUAGUACUGUGUUCUGCUUAUUUUGUUAAAUGAUUGUGCCUCAUUAGGUGGCUGACGCACACCUACUCAUAUACCACUAAUUUCAUUUGAAAUGUUUGCCUUUGGUUGCCUUCCCUAAACCAUUGCCCGGUUUUUGAUUUGUACCAAUAGAUAACACAGAUCUACCCUAUGGAACACUUCACUCUUGGUUUUGCAAAAUUUUCAUUUUGUUAAGAAAUGUCUAGCCUUUUUGUUACAUAAUCUUCCAUAGACAAAUCAUCGCAAGGUUCUGUUAAACUAACCCUGAACAACAGUCUUCCAACAAACAGAACUGUAGUAGUUGCAUCUCUUUGCUGUUGUGCUGUGACCUUCUUGGGUAAGGCGAAACACCACAGUUUGAGGCAUCGCUGUUUGAAAUCGUUACUCGAGAUGAAUAACUUUAGUGAUAGUGAUCCCGACGUGAAGAGCACCGUCUACAGAGGAGAAGAACUGCGCUGAAUCUGCGCUCAAGUCAAAAUGGCUAAGACAGUAUCGUUUCAACGUGGUUUACAUGGACAAAGUGGAUGGGGACAAAAAUAUGUUUUAAACAGAUAUGAAAUGGUCUAGCCUCUUCCAGUCAUCAAAUACUGUGGAAGGGCUGGUAAAGUUCAGCAGCUAUCUCUUGACUAAACGGGGGCAAAGUUUACCUCAGUAAUAUAAGUAGACGACAAACUUCUUGGGCUCUUGUUUUUCUCCCCUGCUGAGUGUUCUACCUUUGGUGACUCCAUACGUCUCCACAGGUCCUCAUCUGUCUUGUUUCAAAUUAAUUUAAAAAAAAAAUCCCUAUAUGUAAAUGUAUUGUGACUAUGACUUUCCAUACAAGCUCCAGAGAGGAGAAGAAUGGGUACUAACUCUGGCGAAAACGACUGUUUCAUUGACUAUCAGUUCACUAAGGCUGUCUCUCUACAAGGGGCAUGAUUCCCCUCCUACGCUAGCUCGAUGAAAGCUAGCGUGAGUAUACGUAGUAGUGGAGACAUGUCUGAACUUUACCAUGUACAAACCAGCCUGAAAUCGGCGGGCAUGUGCUCGGCACAGCUAAGCUACGUCUCUGCUGCCCGUGCUACCAUGGCUACACUACUAUUUAUAUCCGCACCGGCACUCAUUGAGCUACCGUGAGAUGUGUACGCGAGCAGCGGAUUCACACCCCUGGCUUGGAGAGUAGACCUAGCCCACGAUACGUGAACGUAGAGGCAGGCUAACAUUAAAUGGAAAUACACCAUAGUUUAAUUCCUUGAGUUUUUUAUGAAGCAUAGUGUGUGUUCAGUAAGACUGUAUGUCCGGCAGCAUGUAUGUCGUGUGCUGUAGAAAAUGCUGUGGCUUCAGAUGACUGAGUAUUUAGCAAUAAAGUAACAAACGGCCUAUUUUCCAGUAUACUUCUGAAAACAGCAUUCCUGCAACUGUUUAGCCACGGUUCUUUCUUGCAGGCUGCCAAUGUAGCUUAGCAUUUGGGGCAUGGAGAAGGGGUGUAGGGCCAGAUUCUCAAUGCUAUUUAGGACCUAACUCGCAUUGAUUUCAUUGGAAGUGGAGCCUGAGUACAUUUGAGGAUCUGGGCCAUAGUGACUGUACUGUAAUGUAGCUGGACCAGUGUGUGUUGUAAGCCCACGCUAGGGCUUGACUCUCCUCUCAGAAAGGUGAUCUGGUGCUUGUCCACCUGCUGAAGACUGAUGGGUCAGGGUGUUUGAGAAUGCUGCCCAGCCCCCAGGCUAAUGUGCUGAAGUCUGGUAGAACACUACAGCUGUUGUCCACAGCCAUUCCCGCAUGCGCCUUUCUAAACACCCCUCCUCUUUCCAUCCCUCUCAACUCACCACUGGCUUGAACAGCAGUGUGGAAAGACGCAGAACCAUUAUGGUGGAAGGAAUUUGUACAGUCCUACCCCACACAGGGAAAGGGGACUAAGAUCUUUCAGUGUUGUGUCUGGUAAGUCUUGACCAAUGGAACUGUUCCCAGCUAUGUCCUCAUGAACCUGAGUCCUAUUAGCAGGCGGCUAGGCACACUUACCCUUGGCUGUAGAAAGAACUGAUGAAAUACAUGAUAGCCACCUCUGCUCGGGGGGCAGCAAAUCAGAGAAAAAUGGUGACCGCAUUGUUAGAGUGGCUCAAUGACUCAAGCAGAGGCUCUGAAAAGACUCUUAAUGUCACGGCUUGUGGAAUGGACCGUCAAAGCCAGGUCCCACGUGAGGGCCACCUCCAGGAUGGCAUUCGGCCGACCGUAAAAUGUGCAAAAGCCCAGCCUUUGUUUAGCAAGCAAUUGAUGCCGGUGUUCUUGCCAGCCGACCCCUUUUCAUGGUCUCCUCAGCAAGUGGUUGCCAGUCAACGCCCGCAGUGGUUGUUUUCUACCAGUGUUAUAGACACCUUCUAGUCAUGCUUCGGAUGUGGCUAAGGCAUGGCAGUGGCUUUGAUAAUUGGCUUACUGCCACGGACAGAGCUGAAACUUCAGUGCAAAUGUGGCUUGAUCUAACAACAGUUUCUACCAUCCGUCAUCAAGAGAUGACUUAUGGGACAGCUGCUCCUCUUCCCCAUGUGUUGUUACCGUAAGGGCACUACAGGACUCCAUCCCCUCUUAUUCAACAUCAGAACAAGAUUUCUGUUGAGGGUGAGAUAUCUGCAUGCUGAUGGUGCAGAUCCUUCAUGUGCAUCUUCCUUCUUCGAACGCAGCAUCAGCUCCACUUCGGCGCUUGGAAAUUGGUACGUGCAUGAAUAGCAGGCGGUUUGAGCUCAGCUUGAGUGUGGGCACUUCUGCUGAGAGUGGGAGGAGGAAAGCAUUGUAUUUCAAGCUGUCUGCUGUCGCAGGGUGAAGUCAACAGACUAAGGAAAUACAUCAAUGCUCCUGGGUACCCAAGGCACAACAGUAGCCAGGAAAGCUGCCUUUAGACUUUACGUAGUUGAGAGAUUGAUUCUGUUCUCUCUGAUGCAGCCUAGCCGUGGAGAUGAAUGUUUUUGUCAUCUGCAGACUCUGCCUGAGUUGACUGCAAAGACGAUGCAGAAACAGAGGCGUCUCUCCUCCACGUACCACACCAGAGAGCCCAUCUCACCAGUGCGCCAUUCCUACACUGGCUCCAAUUGACACUCUGGAUCUGUUUCAUGCUGCUAGUCCUGACCUUCACAGAUCAUAAUGUGCUCAGUCCUAUCUCUUUCUCCCGGUGCCCCAUUGCAGUGACUGUUAUCUGAAAUAGUGUGGUUCACAAUCCCGAAGGUGAAACUCUUUGGACAGCAUAUUUUAAGUGGAAGACAUUUUGGCUGUGGAAUUUCCUGCCAUCUGGUUGGUAUAAAUGCCAGACUCUUUCCACACUUAGAGCACAGUGCAAGAUCCAUCUCUUUGUGCAUACCUCCCAUAGUCUGGUGCAAUAGUGCUUUCCUGGCAGGCAGCCACCAGAGAGGACACUGAUAGGGAUAGAAGAAGUGGUGGGAAGCUUCUGGCCCUUGCUCAUGCAGAAAUGAAGUCUGACGUAUGUGGUAUCUAGACAGUUUGGUGAUUGGCACAUUGGAAAUGAAAACAGAUAGGAUUUUUUAAAGC